GGACUUCCGAUGAACAUAAUUUGGUGGCCAAGAAACCUUCGAUGUCGAUUGAGGAGUUCGAAAAGGAGGAAGUCCAAAUUGAUUUCAAUGACACCGCUGGUAGCUUUUUCAACUUCUUCGGUCACGAAGAAGAUAUGUAUGAAUUACACACCAACCUCUUGGAAAUUCAUUCCAAAGCACUAGACCUCUACGCAGGAGUCGUUGAGGCCGGCAACCACGAAUUAGCGUACAGUGAUGAGGAGGAGGACGAGGAGGACGACGAUCCCAAUCAAGUUGUUGAUCUGGAGUCCGAACCCAACGAUGAGCCCAAAAAGAAAAAAGCCAAAGUGUCCGCAUGAGAAGUGUGUAGUUGCGCCCCCAUCUGGCUGUAUGGUGUGAUCACUUGAUCAUCACACUCGACCCACUUAGAAAUACCCUUGUCUCCUCUUUAGAGAUGGAUUUAUCUUUCCUAUGUUUCUCUUUGACAGUAUAUCUUCAAUUAGUUGUCCAGUCACCCCCGGUCACCUUCAACGUACUCCAUCGAUAUCACCCUGUCUUUUUCAGUUCUUUUGUUCCUCUCCGAUUUGGCCGUUACUCCUGAAAUGUCCUUGGAAGAAACAAGUAGUGCAUACAUGCAUGUGUUCUUCCACGAGUUUUCCACUUUUCCUUUAGAGAAACCACAAAAAACAAAAUGAAAGAAUACAAUGCAACAAGUGCUUUUCAUAUACCCUUAUAUCCAGCUUCACCCUUUAUCAACAACAUUGUUAAGGAAAUAUCGAUUUCAAUUGCUUUCAUCGUAUCAUCUAUGUCUACCAUGCCGAGGAACGUUUUGAGGCUCUUUUAUCUCGAUAUCACUGGAGCUUUUCAAUGUACAAGAAACAUUAUACAAAGUCUCAUUGGUUGUUUGGUCUACAUCACACAGAGAUAUCAAUGUAAGGUAGAAAACUGAUGGAACUCCCAAGCAUUAUCAUUCUCGUCUCAAUUGACUGGAUAGAUGAUUGGAGUAACCAGGAG
Messenger RNA from Puccinia graminis f. sp. tritici CRL 75-36-700-3, 993 nucleotides. RefSeq lists its product as uncharacterized. The transcript is spliced from 2 exons. Lineage: Eukaryota; Fungi; Basidiomycota; Pucciniomycetes; Pucciniales; Pucciniaceae. The record is from RefSeq and is a predicted model, not a curated record. Bases 42 to 338 code for a protein of 98 amino acids.